Cylas formicarius (sweet potato weevil) is the source of this 11691-nucleotide messenger RNA. It is a transcript of the gene Vps13B, whose product is annotated as intermembrane lipid transfer protein VPS13B. NCBI's taxonomy places the organism in Eukaryota, Metazoa, Arthropoda, Insecta, Coleoptera, Brentidae. The coding region runs from base 168 to 11648 and encodes 3826 amino acids. The record is from RefSeq and is a predicted model, not a curated record. The transcript is spliced from 34 exons.
CAGAAAAUAUGCUAAUUUAAUGUGGUAUUGUUUAAAUCGAGCUGAUAAUGCUAAUUCGAUAUGAUUCGUGAUAAAACAAAUUCCUAAAAAAUUUUCCUUAUCUGAUACUAUGAUAAAUUCCCGAAAUUAAUCCACGACUACUGUGUAUUUACCCAACAAAACCGGAAAUGUUUAAAGUAGAAUCAUAUAUAACUCCCAUACUUCUCAGUUAUGUGAAUAAAUACAUAAAUAAUUUCAGACCGGAAGAUUCUCAGGUAUCCCUAUGGGGAGGAGACGCAACAUUCCACAAUUUGGAACUGAACCUAGAAGUAUUAGAACAAGAAUUACAACUGCCUUUUAGUUUCAUUUCAGGCAGUAUAAGGGAAUUAUCCAUACAUGUUCCUUGGACCAGGAUAGCCUCAGAACCCAUAACAAUAACAAUUAAUACAAUAGAAUGUAUUUUAAAUUUGAAGGGAAAAGAGGGUUCAAGCAAAGGUCAACCCAAAGGCCGGUUAAAAGACAAAAAAGUCACUGGACAAAGUAAAGUAUUGGAGGCCCCUCCUGGUUACAUUCAAACAUUAAUUAACAAAAUAGUCAGCAACAUUAGCAUUCACUGCAACAAUUUGAUCUUAAAAUAUGUGGAGGAAGAUAUAGUAUUAUCCAUGAAUGUAAAACUCCUGAAGGUUGAAUCUGCAAAUGAAAAAUGGGAGUCGGCAUACACAGAUAUAUCUCCCACUCAGGUAAUCUUACGAAAAGUUAUUAGCAUUAAUGACUUAACAUUGUGCCUUGACAAACGAAACGCAUCUGGAAAAAUUGAAGUAUAUCAAGAGCCAAUGCUGUACAAGUGCUCAAUGACGAUGCAUCUUUUGAGGCAUUAUCAUUCUGCAACUGCAAAAAGAGCAUCCACUACCCGGCUCGAUAUGUAUUGUAACAGUAUGGAAUUUAGUAUGACAGAACAACAAGUGCCUAUGUUGAUGAGGUUGUUAAUGUUAUUGUAUGCCCUCCAACAGAGGCAGUUAAAACAGGAACCCAGUUCUGACCAUGAUAUGGGCAGUGGGUCUAUAGAUAUUAAAGCAGAAAGCCAAGAAAAUGAGGAAACAUGGUCGGGCUGGGCUUGGUCUUAUGUUUCCUCUGUUUUGCCCGCACCAUGGGACGAGGAUGAAUGGGAUAACGAACAGCUUAAGAGUCACACAGGUCACAGCUUGCACAUUGGGUGUUACGUAGACAGAGCUUCAAUUACAUUUAAGGUAUCAGAAUCUAGUUCUGAAAAAAGCUACUAUUCACACAAAAAGCAAAGAUACUGGCCAAUGUUGAUGCUAGAGCUGCAAGGAAUGUACAGCGAGACAAUAAUCCACGGACUCAAUUGGUUCAACUGUAUGGGUGGUAUCAGCGAAGCCACUCUUGUACCCGUCGGUUACUGCAGUUGUAGUCACGUCGAGGUGAACGAGUCGACGGUACCCUACUUAAAAUUAGGUUCACCGGCAAAUUUCCACAAAACCGACUCCCUGUUUGACGCGGACGCUGUGGAAAAUAAGGGUGGCAGACGCGAGUAUAAUACGUCGUGGGAUGUACACAUGACGACCAAUACCGAGUCGGUAUUAUUGGAACGGACGCCGGCGUUCGCUUUCGAUUACGUCUAUCAGAUGGAGCUACCCAAUGACGUCGACAGCGAUAUUUUAUCGGAUUUGGGCAGCAAUUAUGAGUACAGCAAUUUGCCGGAAGCGUCGAGCCUGAGACUGUGCGUCGGACCUUUCCGGCUACGCGUCUGUUCCGGGCUGUUUCAUCGAUUGGGAACCUUAAGAAUAGCCGCUUCUUACUACGACUAUUCCCCUUAUUAUACUCCCAAGCCGGACCUGCCUUUGGAGGAAUUAGCCCCGCCUUCGGAAGAAGAUUUCGACGCGCUCAACGAGUUCAUACCGCAAAGGUCGAUUAGAGUGACGUUUUUCGCGCCCAAGCUCGAGCUGGAGCUUAUGGAUCAUCUCUAUUUCGAGUCGACGAGAGAUUGCUUGUUUAGGAGGCCAAAGAAAUUAUCCACCACGGUGAUGACGACAACCGAAUCGACCUUGCCUAAGAUCUCGGUCGAGUGUCAGUUUAUCGACGUCAGCAUGCGGUACCCGAUGUACUCGAACCGUUUGGUUCACGUGACCUGUCAAUUGCCGGAACCGCCCGAUAGGUUGUUCCGGAACUGCUACACCGUUCAAAAUUUUAAGAUCGUCGGCUUGCUCGCACGCCUAUUCGUGACGCCGAGCUGUCACAGUAUAAUUCUGGCGCCGUCCAGUAUGUCUUACGUCGUCAGGAGGAUCCUGAAGCCCCAGUACUGGACCAAAGCGGAUAUUCCGCACUCGGAGGUGACGUUCGAGUCUGAAAGUUUCACAGUCAAUGGCACCAAAGCUAAAUUGUUGGUGGUCCGUAACGUUAUCGAAAGGAUGUUGGCGAGGGAACCGGAUCCUCCCGGGAAAAGUAUUUACAGUUCUUCAUUGCUGACUGACGCCGGCAAAGAUUUCGGUUUUCCUUGUCUGGAACUGUGUAUCGAGGGGACAAGGUUCCGCCAAGUGGAUACUAGUUCCACCAAAUCGAUAGACGUGAGUUUGCAAAUGAUACAAGCCUUCAUUUCGGAGUCCAGCAAUUUGAGGCACAGUUACGCGAGUGUGGACAAAAAUGUCGACGGAAAUUUGGCCUCGACAGGUAUUCAGCAGGUGCUGUUUGUAUCUGGUCCCGAACCAAAAAUUGGUGAAGAAAGAAAGAAUGUCAUUCCUCUCUCUCCAUCGGAAAUAAGCCGAGGUACUUUUAGUAACGAAGAUUUGCCGUUGCUAACGGCCACCGUACAGUUUCCCAUCGAGCCGGAAACGCAAGAACAUCCUCCAGUAUUAAUAUUCAACAUCCAAGAAAUUAGGAUCUGCGUGGAUCCCCUGUUUUGCAAAUUUCUUCUCUACGCGCCGAAAUACUUUACGCUAAGAAAUGACAUCGUUGAUCCGGUUCUAUCCCGUCAAAAGAGUUAUAUAUCCGACGCUAGUGGCAGUUUGACAGAACCGACCAGAAAAUUUACCCCUCGGAUAGAAUCCGUACAUAGUAGUUCGGAUAAAGAGGCGUAUCAGUUGCCCAGAAAAGUCCCUACAGCAGCCGCAGAUGAUUCUCCAAAUGUAAAGUUACAGGAUCGAUUUAUGGGUACUCUGAAACGAUGGUUCGACGUUUGGAAGGGUACUUUUAUAUGCGGCAACAUGUCACAGUGCAUUAUUUAUUUUCCUUUGGUGUCGUUGUCGGCGGUUGGCUCGCGCGGUAUACAGGAAACUGUACAGCACGCGGUUUCUGGCGCGAACCCGCCAGAUGUCAUAGUGGUGACCCUACCGUUUGCCAACGUUAAGAGUGCGCAGAGGCAGAACGUUACCAAAUACUUACAUAUGUUGCCUAUAUCGUUGCCGGAAAAUGUUUGGACAAUAGGAAUGUGUAGUUUUCCAUGGACCAUAUCCAUUUCCGAGCUGAGCUGUUACACUCUACAAUCGAGACAAAAGUUGAUAUUCCUCAAACCGGUAUCUAUGAACGCAACCAUAGGCCUGUCGACGCGUUCACCGAAAUCUGACUCCACCCACGUCGCGUUACCCGAUAGCAUUGACUCGAGCAAAAGUCAUAACGGCUUUUUCGGAGUCUGCGUACACAUUGACAUGGUACCGAUCGUGUUUUCGACUUGCGAAACCCAAAUCUACUUAUUAGCGAGCGUCCUGUACAGCUUGCUCGAGGUGAUCGGAAGUUUUUUGCCAUCCAAGCCAAAAGUUUCGCAAAAAAUACCGGAAAUCGUACCACCGAUUUUGACGAAAGGCAGCUCCACCCUGUCCCCUACUAUCGUUCAGGAAAACGUAGUGGAUAGUGUGAGCGAUAAGUCUCCGGCACCUAGGGCGGGGCCCGCUGAAGAAGUAGACCCGGACACCGUUAAAUUGACGGCUUGGAUACAGUGGACCAUCACUAAGGUUACGAUCGAGCUCCUUGCCAACGAAGACUGUUCCGUUUCAGCUCCAUCUACCGUGAAACUGGUAUUGGACGCCGAGGACAUAGUCAGCUCUUUGGACUUUCAAAACGUCUAUUUGAAAGUGAAAAGUAAAAUAGGUGGCGCAUCGAUACGGCAGUUCAAAAGAUCAACGAAAGACUCAAGUUGGGAGCUUGGGCCGUUCUCUGGCUACGUGAUGCGCCUGCGCGACGAAUUAAUGUCGGGUCCCAGACAGGAAGAGAGCAGUUUUAUAAGCGUGACGAUUACUAGGGCCAGUUGUCAACACACCCAUACCCUUUGGGGCGCCUUGCAGCGGAAAGAGAAAGACAAGAAGUUGCCCGGACACCAGUUAUCGAACACGCGGUACAUCACGGAGGUCGUCGUCAACAUACAGCCCUUGGAUUUCGUUUUAUCGGUUCACACGUUGCGUAGUUUCUUCUACUUGGCUCUGAUACCGUUGUCAGUGAUGCCAUUUGUCGAUGACAAAACGGAACCUAGCACUACUAGCAACACUUCGUUGACCUUAAACAACCAAACUUUGCCGCUAGCGUACCUAGAGUGCCAAGACAUACGUUUCAUAUUUCCCUCCGCGUGCCUCUCGGGCAACACGUCAUCCCACGACGUCGCCAUUUGUCAAAUUCAGAAGAUCGCGUUGAACCCCCAAGCGGUGAAUCCCAUCUGCCGAACCCCGAUGAGACCGGACAUUUACGAUCAAGCUGCGCACGCACGCGUUUUGGGAAUCCCCGGCAGCGAUAUUGAGGACCGACAGUAUCAGCUCGACGUAACAGGAAUAUCCAUUUCUACCGGUUCGUGGGACGACAUGGACUUAAUUUUGUCACCGAGCAGUAAGACGUUAUCCAAGCUGCGCGGUCUGAGCGAAAAUCCGGCAUUGGAAUGGAACAAUCUCGAACAAGGGCAACCCAAUUUAACGCCGACCAUUAAUCUGAGGCAUAUAAUCGAAAAAUUCGAUAUCAGUUUGGUGGGCGCCCCUGCUAUGAUGUACAAAGAGAACACCGUGAUAUGCGGACACUCGGUGGAAAUUAAUUUCGUAUCGGACGUCGUGGUUAACCUAUCGUUGCAACAGGUCAAGCUGUUUUCCGCGCUUUCCGGCGAAUUUGUCGUCCCCAUCUUGCGGGAAGAUCGCGCGCUGCGACAGUCCAGAAUCAAAUUUCCUUACUCGAGAUUCGAUUCCCGUCCGGAUAUCGAUAAGGAAAAAGAAGCGACAGUUGUCGAGGGCCAGAAAGACUCCGGGAUAGAAACGUCGGAUAUGAAGAGCAUGCAGUCGUCUAAAAUGCAGCAUUCCGGUGUUAGUGUUAAGCGUUCGGUCGGAACCGACAAACCCUGCGGGUUCCCAAGGCCGUCGGUACCGUACGUACCGAUGGUACCAGUGGAGGUGGUCUUCACCGCCGGUAAAAUUGGUGUCGCCCUACACCAGGCCAACGAAAACAAACCCACCAGUGCCAAGCAUAAGGGAAAAAGGAAAAAAGCUGCCCGGAAGACGGACGAAGACCAGGGCUACGAAGCGUCCGAAGAGAGCGUGGACGAGAAAAGCGACACGUGCAAAAAAUUUAUGCCGCUGGUGUUUCUAUCGUUCACGCAGCCGAACGCGUUCUUCGUCAAACAACAACUGGGCAGGAGGUUGCAGGUGACGUGUUUCGAUUUCAACCUCAAAAUAAGCGGACCCGAGUAUCUCCCCGUGAACCACCUACCGCACGAGGACGACUACCCUAUCAGUCUGCUGGAAACACGACCCGGCAGCCCUAACCCAACCAACGGCACUUUGCCGUCAUUUUUCACCGUCAAGUAUUCCAAGGGUGUCGGGAAAACCUCGAAAUUGGAGCUAAACGUGUUGAAACCGACCAAGGUGUUGUGCAAACCGACCGAAUGGAAGCACAUGCUUUCCGUAAACGAUAGGGUGGGGGAGAUAUUUAGGAAGAGUAGCACCGAGUCGGUUUUGAGUGCCCCGGCUUCGAGCGUUCCAGAAAACAAACCGGGGGAGACUAACGGCAAGUUUCACGAGAUCAAGGAGUUGCUACGAGGCGUCAACAGCAUCGCCAUUAGAUCGGAUCAGAUUAUUUUCGCGCUCAAGUCAGAUUCGGAUCACGAGGUUCAUCUAGGCGUGCAAAGCCUCAACAGCGAACUGUCACUUUCCAGCAGGCCGGAAAAGCUGAACUUAGCUACGACCUUCGAGAGUCUAACCGUCACGGUACGUCUCGGAGACUUCAGGAAACUGCUGCUCAACCCGUGGACGAUCUCGUUCGUCGUUUGCGUAUUCUGGGAGAGUUGGCAGAGUGAGGAUAGCGAUCCUCAGUUGCAAGUCGUCGCCGAAAGCGACUCUAUCGUCGUAGACGUCGCACCGGAGCAGUUGGAAGUGGUGGACGCCGUUACCAAAGACUUGCUGGAGUUUGCGCGCGGUUUGUCGUCGAAGAAGUCGCGCGACUCGAUCCUGGAGGAGGAGUGCAGAUGUCCGGAAAAGGAUCAACACUACAAGGACGAUUUGAGGGCCGGAGCUUUCCAGUUCGUCGAUUCGUACGGUGAUAGCUCGGAGGAAACACCAUUGCCUUAUCAGGUAAUGUUUUGGACGAAGACCGCUCCGACGAUGGCUUGGAAAUACCCUCAGCCUAGAGCGUUAACAAAAGUACGGGUGUUCCCCGUACCGUACAAAACGGCGUUGGGGUCCCAAGAAAACCAUUCGGCACUCUGCCAUUUGGAGUACUGGUCGGAGAGCCGGAACUGUUACCUGCCUUACACCGAGUUUUUCUUGUCGGAAAGCGAGGUGUGCCAUUUAAAUUUACCCGAAAGUCGCCCCAAAUCUGUUGUCGCGUCACUCUGGAGGGUAGUGAUUACGACCGACUCUACCAACGCAACGAUUUCCCCGCGCGCAUUGGCCGCGUGCAUGAGGAUCGAUUCGUACUUCAAUAAGACCCUAAUACCCAAUAUAAACGUGGCCCUGUACGUAACCAAGAUCGAUAUUUGUUUAUAUAACCAUUUUUCCAAGCCGGCGUCCGUUCGAUUGCCGGAAUGCCUCAAACGCUAUUCGUCCGAUCUCGCUUUCCCGGAAAACCAAAAGUUUUUCACCCUCUCCCUCGACUCGUUAUCCGGACAACUUUCCGUGUGGGAUCUGCGAACGUUUUCCGGCGAAGUGAGCUGCUCGAUCCAGGCCAACGUUUUGGACUACAACUUUCUUACCGAUCAAGUUCUCGUUCCGCCUUUCACGUCCAAGCUUGAAAUUUGCCUGUCCGAAGGGUUAUCUUGCAACUUUAUCUCGAGACCCGUCCGAGUGAAAUUCGGGCCGAGUAUCGCGCACACUUUAGCCGUCAGCACUCAAGUUUGGAAUCGGAGUUCCGAUCCGGACUUCGUCGUAGUUACCAGAUUCGUUAUAUGCAACAACACCAACGUUAUCGUGAGGUUCGGGCAGCAAGGGACCGGCGAGAACGUUCUUCUUCCGCCGCGUUAUUUUCACCUGUACGCUUGGCGGUCUCAGAAGAAACGGCAACAGCUCAAGUUGUCUUUGGAAGAAACCGACUGGCUUUGGUCCGAGCCGUUUUCGAUAUCGGAAGACGGGCUUCGAGCCGUACACUUCGAUGCCCCGAAAAAUAUCACGGUAUUCGCAUCCGUGAAGUCGUUGUCCAAGACCCAGAAGCGAGUGACCCUCUCUGGUCAGCUCGUAGUUUACAACUUAUUGUCCGAGCACUUUGAAAUGAAGGUGGCGGAAUCCGUAACGGAAAACAAAGAUUUCGAGUUGAAAAACGCUCAGGUGCAUAUCGCCAGCGCUAAAUGCGCUGCGCCCUCUAUCUUCGUCGACGACUCCAAAAAAUACUUUUUGCGGUUGAGGUUUUACGGGCUGGAGUCGGCGUGGACGGGCGAUAUACCGCUGAGGGAACACUUGACCGGUUCCCAGCCUUGGCUGGUGAAGGUCCCGCUCCAGGAACGCGGGCAGUUUUUGAGCAUUUGGUGCAGGAUCGUCGUCCAAGAGUAUCAAGGUUGUAAGAGGGUGUUGGCCAUGUUGUGGCCGUUGUUCAUGGUCAAGUCGAAUCUGCCGGUUAACACUAAAGUCCACAUCGAGACUCCAACGUUAGGGGUGCAUCUCGAGUCGGACGUUCAAGGUAGAGGAACGCUGCAACAGUUGUACUGUCCGGGGACUAUAGAUCACUCCCACCAACUGGUAUUUAAGUUAGAAGGCGCGUCGACCGACAGCCUUAACCCUUACGUCCCUCUAAACUACAGCCUGGUCGAUCAUCAAAAAUUCUUCAAAAAACCGCCCAAAGAAGACAUCGACACCAUUUUGGAAACGUUGAGUCAAUUGGAGGAAUUGAAAUGGCCGUAUUUCGGCGAAGAUUUUGACCACGUCGAUUGGAUCACCGACCACCAACCGUUAUCCCACAUCCAAGUCAAGUACCGUAACGCGGGACCUUAUUCUUGCUCGCUGCUCGUAGAAUUGAUUCCCUGGUGCCUUAUGGGGAAUACUUUGGGCACGUCCGUAGCUCUGAUGCUGAACGGGGUCGAAUUGUGUCGAGUGCGCCACCACGGCAUGGUGGCGCCCCCCAAGUUAGAGGAAAAUUUCCACGUUGGUAUUUGUACCGGGUACAAUUGGUUCUUCUCGGGACCGUUACAGUUGGCGCGUUCGGAUUGGACUCAGUCUUUCUACAUGCCAAAAAUUACCGGCACCAUCCCUAUUGAAGGUACCACCAAGACCUGCAUAAAGUGCGAUUCUCACUUAUGCAUGGUGUUGAUAACUAGUUCCCUUGCAAAUGAAAUGAGACUGUUGCGGUUCUCGUCUACUCACAUCCUAUCUAAUUACUUGUCGACACAGAUUCAAGUGAUAUGUUUAGCCGUGCCCGACGAAAAAUCAAUUUUUAAAAUACCCAGCAACGUCGACAACUUUUGCUUCACUCUAGCCCCCCAUUUGCAAAAAAACCAGUGUGGUAUACCGAUAAUAAAGUGGUACACUCUGAAACAAGAUGGCGACUCGACCAACUCCGAAUACACGCUUUACAUCGCGUUUUCAUUGGACCAAGACCUGGGAUGGUCUUGUCCAAUUAGAGUGGAUAAAACACUCAUUCGCAAGUCAACGGCGAUUAUGUCACAUGAUGUUUCCGUUCCUGUAGUUCUAACAUCUCAAGAAAUAAAAGGCCAAAUCUAUAUGGCCAUCCAAUACGACCCGAGACCUCAGCUCUACAUCGAAAACAGAACAGCGGUUUCGUUUUAUUGCGGUCAAGCUUUCCCCGACGACAGUGGCGUCACCAAAGAAUCAGAACAUUUUAGGUGGCACUGUCGUGCGCGAGGCAACAGUUCGGUGUACUACACCAUGCCCGUUCUGUCUGAGAAAUUUCCCGAACUGCCUCAAGUCAAUUAUCAGGAAAAACUUUCUCUAGCCUUCGACGAUGAUGACGAAACUGACGUCGUUGAGUUGGAAUGGUCAGCCGGCGUCAAUAUUGCCAAUAACAAUAGUAUUUUCGUCAGGGUGCCACAUUUCGGAGACGUUAAAGUCACAGUUGUCAACACCGCUUGCACAACAGUAUUUAAAAUCGAGUCAGUUAGUCAGGUUGAGAUCAGCGCUAAAGAUAUACGUGUGAGACUGUCAAUGCGUGAAAAAGAAACAGGAACAAGUCAGCUCGCGUCUGGAGGACCGCAGGUUUCCAGGCAAUCUUCCUCUUCCUCGGCAGUCGGCACUGAUGAAUCGGACCUGGAGAAUCAGAUUUCCAAAGACCUGUCUUCGCUUUUGGAAACAGAGUCCCUGCUUGUGCGUACCAUUCCUCUGCAACAAGGAUGGAAAUUUUUAAAACUAAACGUGUUCGUCGAAUCGUUCGUGUUGACUCUAAUGUCAGACCUCGAGAAUUACGGGGAAGAGAGAUGGGAGUUGGCGAGCUUGGUGUGCGACGACGUAUUGGUGAAUGCUGUUCAAACUGAGCAAUUGCACAUGCAAAUUUCCAUUUCGGACCUUCAACUUGACAACCAGCUCUACUCGAGGGAGUCUUACGAUUUCCCGGUAGUGUUAGUUGGUCAAGAACGUAAGGGCUUAAAAAAAUUGAACAUUCUAAAUGUCCCGAUCGAGACUCUGACCGAGUCCGUCGGACGGAGUGCGCUAGUUUCUGCGGAUAUUGUGUUUGAUACGUGGAGAAACCAAUCGGCAAACUUAAACUUUACAGGCAUAAAGACGUUUAAACUGUCGCUCGACCCCAUAAGUUGUUUCAUCGAAGACAUUUACAUCACUAGAUUGCUAGAGUACUUCAAAAUUCUAAGCCCUGUUCACCUGGUGUUGUGGCCGGUCGGUCGGAACCACGUCAAAUUAGGAACAAGCGCGACAUCCGUGAACGUUCCGGAAAUAGUAUCGUGGCAGUGCGCCAUCUUGUCGCACCCGCUCACCGUGAGAAACUUCGCGGUCGGUCCGAUCUCGCUCCUACUCUCGGUUCAUUGUUCCGUUAAAUUGUAUAUCGCUUUGGAUCAGUCGCCGUUACAGUUUGGAAAGUUCGAACGCAGGAGAUUAUUCAGUACGCAUUAUAGAUUGGGUCAUGCUUUAACCAUGCACUACCUCUCGGGUGCAAUAUUCGGCGCGGGUUGGGUAGUUAGUUCAUUAGAACUACUGGGCAGUCCUGGAGGACUAGCUAGAGCUAUGGGCACGGGACUACGAGACUUCGUCAGUUUGCCCUAUAGGGGACUGGUUCAGGGACCCCUAGCUUUUUUAAAAGGUAUCACUCAUGGUUCCGCUUCCCUGAUGAAGCACGUUACCGCCGGCACCCUCCAAUCGGUAACGAAACUUGCGUCCAGCGUCGCCAGGAACUUGGACAGACUUACCCUGGACGAGGAGCAUCAGAAAAGAACGGAAGAACAGCGACGGCAAAGACCGCAGGGCGUAACUCAAGGUUUUUUGCAGGGUAUGACGAGUUUCGGGAUCAGCCUGCUGGGGGCAGUAGGAGGUAUAGCGCAUCAUCCUCUGCAGUCGAUGAUGGCCGACGGAGCGUCGCCCAGGUCUUUGGUGGCCGGCGUUGGACUUGGGCUUGUCGGCGUUUUUACCAAACCCCUUAGUGGAGCUGCCGAGCUUGUCGCUCUUACUGGUCAAGGACUUCUACAAGGGGCCGGCUGGAAUUCUCUGCCCGAUCCUAGAUAUCCGUCGCAAAUUUUCAAAAUAAAUUUGGCGAACAACUCCAGUUUGAAAUACCUUUGGAAACUGACCAGUCUGCCUCAACACCAAGUGCUCUACGUGACGGAAGCGACGCGAAUAUCAUCUUCUGGAGUUUAUUCGGCCGUAGCGCUGGUAUUGACGACAGAUUCGGUCUCAGUUAUCGGUCUGGAAGAAGACGAUUUGCAAAAAAUCGUCCCUUUGACCGACAUCGACGUGAACCGUUCGAACGAUCCGACGUUGUUGUCGUUGAAACUGACACCGCCGCCGAAACAAAAAGAAACCAACAACGAGGACGAAGCGUCGAUGGAAAUGGACCCCGUGAUGAGAGCACGGGUCGCCGAUUACGUGAGAAGCACCGUGGGACUGCUCAAUUUGCCCGACGCGAACUCGGAACAUUCCGACAUAAGCAUAUCCCCGCUGUCGUCUCCGGAAUUGAGCCCGGUAUCGUCGGUAGAAGAGUGUACCGUAUUAAAUUUUUACGUCAGCACGCACACCAUGAACUAUUUCGUAUGUCUGUUGAACCUCGCGAAGCAGGAAAGCACCGCCAAUCACUUCUCCGUACUGUAGCGGUCGUUACAUUGUUGGUUUUAUCGAAUUGAAAUAUAUCUUU